AGUCUUACAAGUGGCACUUGAAGGCAGCAUCACGCCUUUGGUUGACGCAGAGCGCAGACGUCGGUGACGUAGGCUGGCACGUAAGCACGCGCGUAUGUAAACAUUUCCUAACCGAUCAUGGCUGCACAACUGAGCAGGAUUCUCUCAAAGUCGUGCAGACAGAUCUCUGGACCAUGGGGUGCAUGCCAGGCUGGAUGGAGGAGCAGGUCCACCAAUGCUUCUCCAGAUGUGGCCUCAGACCAGGCAGCAGCUGGAGGGAUGGUCUCCUUUCCUCCACUUCAAACCUUUUCAGAGGAGGAGAGCAUGAUGAAGGAAGCAGUUAAAAAAUAUGCACAAGAGCGCAUUGCUCCGUUUGUGUCAAAGAUGGAUGAACACUCUUUCAUGGACGAGGAAGUCAUCAAAUCUCUCUUUGAACAGGGUCUCAUGGGCAUUGAGAUUGACCCCGAGUACAACGGCACUGGCUCCUCAUUCUUCUCCUCCAUCCUGGUCAUCGAGGAGCUGGCGAAGGUGGACCCCUCUGUGGCUGUGCUCUGCGACAUCCAGAACACACUGAUCAACACGCUGUUUGCCAAACUGGGUACGGCAGCUCAGAAAGAGCAGUACCUCAACCGACUGUCAACCGACAUGAUCGGAAGCUUCUGCCUCUCCGAAGCAGAUUCGGGGAGCGACGCCUUUGCUCUGAAGACGCGUGCAGACAAACACAAGGACUAUUACGUCAUCAAUGGAUCCAAGUUGUGGAUCAGCAAUGCAGAGCAUGCGGGUGUUUUCCUGGUGAUGGCCAAUGUUGACCACUCUGCUGGGUACAGAGGCAUCACCUGCUUCAUCAUGGACCGAGACACGGAGGGGCUGGAGAUUUGCAAGAAGGAGAACAAGCUCGGCCUGCGUGCGUCCUCCACCUGCCCGCUCAACUUCGACAAUGUCAAGGUACCAGAGACAAACAUUUUGGGAGAAAUCGGUCAGGGUUACAAGUACGCUAUCGGGAUGUUGAACGAGGGCAGGAUUGGAAUUGCCGCUCAGAUGAUCGGGCUGGCGCAGGGCUGCUUCGACAACACUAUUCCUUACACCAGACAGAGAGUGCAGUUUGGAAAACGCAUCUUUGACUUCCAGGGCAUGCAGCACCAAAUAGCCCACGUAGCAACUCAGAUUGAAGCCGGUCGGCUGCUGACGUACAACGCUGCUCGUCUGAAGGAAGCUGGAAGACCUUUCAUCAAGGAGGCCUGCAUGGCGAAAUACUUCACUGCAGAGGUUGCAGCCCUAACCACAUCUAAAUGCAUCGAAUGGAUGGGAGGGGUUGGCUUCACCAAAGACUACCCCAUAGAGAAAUUCUACAGAGACUGUAAAAUCGGUACCAUUUAUGAGGGCACAACAAAUAUCCAGCUAUCCACUAUGGCCAAGUUCAUUGAUAAGGAGUAUGAUCACUGAUCUGACCGGAGCCUGAAGGAUUGAUGUGUUACACUCCAUGUUCUUCUCCUCUAGUGACUUUGGGGGAUGCUUUGCUGUAGAUCUGCUUUCAUGUUUUUUAGAGUUUUGUUGCAGUUCUAGAUGUUUCUUCUCAAUAUCACCACUCUUGUUAAGUAGUUCUCACUACUGAUUUUACUGAUGUUACGAUUCUCCAGCUUUAGUUUAAAGUUGCUCUCGUACAAUGAUUUUUUUAUCCUAUCAGACCUUUCCGAAAGUCUGCGAAUAAGACAGUGUAUGUAGAGCUGUACCACUUCCCUCUUGUCCAUACUUAUUAUUGCACUUAUUGAGAUCUGGUGAUGAAUCGUGUCGGAAUAACAUAACUGUUCCAUAUAUGAUCGGGAUUUUUUUCUUUGAAUGUUUCAGUGCCUUCAGUGGUUCGGCUAUCUUCUUCUUCGCAGGAUACUUUCAAAUAGGUGACACUCAUUUAAAUACUGUGCAGUUCCUUGUGUGGGGAAAAUUGAAGUGAUUUCACUUCAUAUAAAGAUAUUCUGUAUAGAGCAAUAACUUAAUACAAUAAAUGUAAAGUAUGCUGUAUCAACAAUCUCUCUUUGAGGCAGAUUAACACCACGUUGUGUCACUAGAUGGCAGCGUUCUCCACAGUGUGUGUCAGCAGCAGCAGCAGCUUCUCACUGUGAGAGAACAGUCAUUUAACAGCCCGUCACCUCUAAUGAUAUUUUAUAUCCGUUUAAUUAUGCUGCUGCUUCAGAUGGAAAGAGUCUGUCGUGCGUAAUCGACUCACUGGUCAUUUUUCAGGUGAGAUUGAUCGGAUUUCCACGGCCUACAUGUGUAAAAUGAGGUCUAUUGUUUUACACAACACAGACGAGCUGUGUCCAAGUAUACAGACCCGUAAUAGCCAAGAUGAUCCCUUGUAAAAAAUGAAUCUUGCGAGGUAUCUGUUAGGGCUGGGCAACAUAUCGAUAUUAUAUCGAUAUCGUGAUAUGACACAAGAUAAUAAUAUGGUAAUAUGGCAUAAAUGUUCCUGGUUUUAAAGGCUACAUUACAGUUAAGUGAUGUAUUUUUGUGAAUUUACCAGACUGUUCUAGCUGUUCUUGUAUUUGCCUUUAGUCAUUAUGUCCACAUUACUGAUAAUUAUUUAUCAAAAUCUCAGUGUAAACAUUUUUCAAAUAUCACCAAGCCCUAGCAGCUGUUUAACAAAAAAACAUUAAUUACUGACAAUACUUAAUAAUAGUCAUUAACAGGGAUGAAACCGUCAGAUUCAUACCUGCUGCGAUGGUAUACAUUGACACUAGUGAUGCCAAAUAUGGAGACGUUCAGAUUCCCAUGAAGUAAAUGGAUAACAGCGCUGUCAUACUCUCUAACCAUGUACCAUUUUACAUUGCAUUGAUUCAAGUUUAUUUUAACAGGGAAAUAACAAACCUCUCUUUCUCUUUGGUGCCCCAAAAACACUGUAUCUUAACACUAUACACAGAGAAGAGAGCAGAGAGAAAGUAAACUAGUCUAUAAAAGAAAAACAGACAAAUAUGUAAAGAUACUUUCUGUUGUCAAAGAUGUCCCAUCUUACUUUUUUUUUUUUUAAAUCAUUCCACUUACAACAAAACUAAGUGUUGUCUAACCUAAUACUGUUUAGUAUUGUGAUCAUAAGAUUUUAUUUACUGAUUAAUAUAUGAUAAGUAUUUAGUAUCACCUGUUGACACUAGAGCAUACAACAGUUUUUUGAUAUUUUAAGACAAAAUAUAAAGCAUCACUUAGGCGAGACAGAACCAAUAAUGUGACAUGAGUCUCUUAUGUGGGAUGUAAUUAGAUAUAAACAUGACGGGUUCAAACUGAAGACAGACAGAGAACAAAAUGUUACUUACAAGAUAUUUUGCCCAGACAUUCAAAAUCACUAUCAUGACAAAACUGCCUGUGUUUUGCAUCACUGAUUGAGUGUACUUUGUUUCCCCCCUCUGAUCCACUCUGACUUGUUCCAUCUAUUGUAUAAAUCCCCCUGUUUAAUGAGCAUAAUCUGAUGAAAACACAGCUAUCUGCUUCUCACUUUGCAUUGGCAAACGCAGCUCAACUGGCCUCCUUCUCCGCCCCCGUCUUUAACACGGCUAUGAGACCUCUAAUUAUGCAGGGAUUCAAGUAGCUUUUCACAAAACACAGUGUUGUCCUUUAGAGCUGGAGAGCGCUCCGCGAGCUAAAAGGACAGGCUGCGUGUUUAGGAGGUUGAGCAAAUCCAAUUGGUUUGAUUAGUUCCUCUGCAUCUGCUUCCAAGUCUGGUGUAAAUGAUGAAUCUUAAAUGGUGUGUUUUUUGUU
Molecule: messenger RNA, 3720 nt
Organism: Sebastes umbrosus (honeycomb rockfish)
Lineage: Eukaryota; Metazoa; Chordata; Actinopteri; Perciformes; Sebastidae
Gene: acadsb
Product: acyl-CoA dehydrogenase short/branched chain
Exons: 11
Coding region: 118-1422 (434 amino acids)
Cellular component (GO): mitochondrion
Molecular function (GO): acyl-CoA dehydrogenase activity; flavin adenine dinucleotide binding
Source: RefSeq, a predicted model, not a curated record